CACCGAACCAACAUCCCAUCAGCUCGACAACACAGGUCACCAGGCCUUCAAUUCCCACGAACCUCGCACACACAACCCAAAUCAACGCCCAACCUCCCAUAACCACCACUCAGACCGAUCCCAUCCUCCCACAAUGUCCGCCAGCAAACGCCUCUUCAAAGAAUACAAAGCCCUCUGUUCCGACCCACCCGAAGGCAUCACCGCCGGCCCCGUCUCCGAAGACGACAUGUACCUCUGGGAAGCCCUGAUCCAGGGCCCGGACGGCACGCCCUUCGAAGGCGGCGUGUUCCCCGCCGAGCUCAAGUUCCCUCGGGAUUAUCCGCUGGCGCCGCCGAGUAUGCGGUUUUUGGUCGAUGUUUGGCAUCCUAAUGUUUAUCCCGACGGCCGCGUUUGCAUCUCGAUCCUGCAUGCGCCGGGAGAUGACCCGAAUAUGUACGAGCAUGCGUCGGAGCGGUGGUCGCCGAUCCAGAGCGUGGAGAAGAUAUUGAUUAGUGUGAUGAGUAUGUUGGCGGAGCCGAAUGAUGAGAGUCCUGCGAAUGUGGAUGCGGCGCGCAUGUGGAGGGAGAGGAGGGGCGAGUAUGAGAAGAUUGUCAGGGAUAAUGUUAGGAAGAGUUUGGGGCUGGAAUGAAGGAGAUGGGAUGGAAGGGCUGAGAUGAUCUUUGUUACGUGGUACAUCGGCAUAGGCGCAUGGAGUUUUGGAGGUAUGGGUGCAUGGCAUAAGCGGAGUUUGGGAAGGCAACGCUGAUGGGUUUCGGCGAGGGAUAUGCUUUCAAGAAUCAUUUUCCUGAUCUUCGAAGACCGUUUUUCAUAUCGAGGAUUUCAGACACAAACAUCUCCUUUGAUUAACCCACUAAUGCUGCUCAAGAACAGUGCAGAGGAAAUGCAAACCCGGACUCGUAAC
Messenger RNA from Westerdykella ornata, 901 nucleotides. Its product is annotated as ubiquitin-conjugating enzyme. The transcript has 2 exons. The coding region runs from base 134 to 628 and encodes 164 amino acids. The record is from RefSeq and is a predicted model, not a curated record. NCBI's taxonomy places the organism in Eukaryota, Fungi, Ascomycota, Dothideomycetes, Pleosporales, Sporormiaceae. Gene Ontology annotation, cellular component: cytosol; endoplasmic reticulum.